AUGGAUAGUUUGCAGCUACAACAUGGGAACGAAGGCAGCAAAAGAAUAGUUGCAGUUGACGAAAGUCCACCACCCACCGAUCCCGGCAAACAUUUUGAUCAGAAACCUGGAUGGAGAAAAUUCUUCUCAUUCGUGGGGCCGGGAUUUCUUGUUUCAAUGGCAUAUCUUGACCCCGGAAACAUGGAAACUGAUAUGCAAGCUGGAGCAGACCAUCGAUACGAGCUACUUUGGGUGAUUCUAAUCGGAUUAGUUUUUGCUCUUAUAAUUCAAUCAUUGGCUGCAAAUCUUGGUGUAACCACUGGGAAACAUCUAGCAGAGGUCUGCAGGGCUGAGUACCCCAAGUAUGUGAUAUACUGCCUAUGGGUGCUGGCGGAAGUUGCAGUCAUUGCAGCUGACAUCCCUGAAGUGAUUGGGACAGCAUUUGCCCUUAAUAUAUUGUUCCAUAUCCCACUUUGGGCUGGAGUUCUUUGCACUGGCUCCAGCACUCUCUUGUUGCUUGGUUUGCAAAGAUAUGGGGUGAGGAAGCUUGAAUUGGUGGUCUCAAUACUAGUAUUUCUCAUGGCUGCAUGUUUUUUUGGAGAGAUGAGUUAUGUAAAGCCCCCAGCAAAAGAUGUGCUUAAAGGAAUAUUUGUUCCCAAGCUUAGUGGUCAUAGUGCCACUGGUGAUGCCAUCGCCUUAAUUGGUGCACUUGUUAUGCCGCAUAACCUCUUCCUUCAUUCGGGUCUUGUACUUUCUCGCAAGGUACCAAAUUCUGUGCGGGGAAUCAAUGAUGCAUGUCGAUUUUUCUUGAUUGAAAGUGGACUUGCAUUACUUGUGGCAUUUUUCAUCAAUGUGGCUAUCAUCUCCGUAACUGGAGCCGUUUGCUCCGCGACCAACCUUUCCCAGGAAACAAGUGAUAGUUGCAAUAAUAUUACACUCAAUUCUGCCUCUUUCCUUCUCAAGAAUGUUCUAGGAAAAUCGAGCUCUAUAUUGUAUGCAGUUGCUUUGCUAGCAUCAGGACAGAGCUCUGCAAUAACUGGCACAUAUGCUGGGCAGUUUGUUAUGCAGGGUUUCUUAGACCUGAAGAUGAAGAUAUGGCUUAGGAACAUCAUGACUAGGAGCAUUGCAAUUACUCCAAGUCUGAUUGUAUCAAUCAUUGGUGGAUCUUCUGGAGCAGGCCGACUUAUUAUAAUUGCUUCAAUGAUACUUUCAUUUGAACUACCCUUUUCUCUCAUGCCUCUCCUUAAAUUUAGUAGCAGUACCUCCAAAAUGGGGCCACACAAGAACUCUAUAUAUAUCAUUAUUGUUUCAUGGAUACUGGGACUAGGAAUCAUCGGCAUCAACAUCUACUACCUAAGCACAGGUUUCGUUGGAUGGUUAACUAACAACAGCUUACCAAGAGUUGGAAAUGUAUUUAUUGGAAUCCUAGUAUUUCCUUUGAUGGCAGCCUACAUCCUUGCUGUGAUCUAUCUUAUGUUUAGAAAAGAUCAUGCUGUCACAUUCAAAGAGCCAAUAACAUUUGAUCCAAAUGCUCAAGUUGAUAUGGAAAAUGGGAACCCUAAUCCACAUCAUGGAGAUUGUAUUCCACAUAGAGAAGAUUUAGCAGACAUUACUCUUCCUGAAUAA
Messenger RNA from Coffea eugenioides, 1605 nucleotides. Its product is annotated as metal transporter Nramp5-like. Gene Ontology annotation, molecular function: manganese ion transmembrane transporter activity; cadmium ion transmembrane transporter activity. The record is from RefSeq and is a predicted model, not a curated record. Gene Ontology annotation, biological process: metal ion transport. Gene Ontology annotation, cellular component: membrane. Lineage: Eukaryota; Viridiplantae; Streptophyta; Magnoliopsida; Gentianales; Rubiaceae. The transcript has 13 exons. Bases 1 to 1605 code for a protein of 534 amino acids.